This is a messenger RNA of Rhodotorula graminis WP1, 4348 nucleotides long. RefSeq lists its product as uncharacterized. The transcript is spliced from 7 exons. NCBI's taxonomy places the organism in Eukaryota, Fungi, Basidiomycota, Microbotryomycetes, Sporidiobolales, Sporidiobolaceae. The record is from RefSeq and is a predicted model, not a curated record. Gene Ontology annotation, molecular function: protein binding. The coding region runs from base 1 to 4230 and encodes 1409 amino acids.
AUGUCGUCCGGCUGGCCGAGCGGCGGCGGCGGCGGCGGGCCGAGCGACCGCCAGAUCAUCGCGGCAGAGCUCAACCGCCGCAACCACCUCGGCCUCACGGUCCUGCACCUCGCCGUCGUCGAGGACGACCCGUGGGCGCUCGACUGGGUCGAGCUCCUCCUCAGCACGCCGGGCCUCCAGGUCAACGCGACCGACGCCGAGAGCGGGUGGAGCGCGCUGCACAGGGCGCUGUACGCCGGGAACAUCCCGGCCGCACGCCUCCUUCUUCAACGCGACGACACCGACACGCGCCUCAAGGACCGCGAGGGCCUCACGCCGUUCGACGUGUACAACUCGACCGUCGACGGCACCAACCCGCUCUCGUCGUCGCCCCUGUCGACGCACCCGCUCAACCCGGGCCGUAUCGAGCUCCUGUCGUGGGGCAGCAACCGCAACUACACGCUCGGGUUCGCGUCCGACUCGGAGCGCCACACGCCCGAGCGCGUCGCGCUCCGCCGCGAGGAGGGCGCGCGCGGCCUCGCCGCGUUCGAGCCGCUCCGGGUCAAGGACGUCAACAUGGCGCGGCUCCACACGGCCAUCGUCACCGACGAGAAGAGCAACAACAUUCGGCUGUGCGGCUACGGCACCGGCGGACGGCUCGGCCCGACCAACCAGACGCAGUUCACGUUCGCGCCGUUGCGAGACUUUCCGCAGCAGGUCUCGUCGGUCGUGCUCUCUCCCGACCAUACCGUCGUCAUCACGACCGCCGGCGACGUCUACACGUUCGGCCUCAACCGGUUCUCGCAGCUCGGGUACACGCUCGACACGCUGGGCCCGUCGCCCUUCUCCAAGUCGAACGAGGACGACCCGAUCCAGGCGACGCCUCGUCGAGUCGUCGGCGCGCUCAAGAAGGAGGUCGUCAUCGGCGCCGCCGCGUCGCGUACGCACACGGUCGUGUUCACGGCCGACUCGCUGUUCGCGUGGGGCACCAACCGCGGCCAGCUCGGGUUCCCCAUCGCGGGCAACCCGGUGCAGGUCCUCCCGCGCAAGGUGACGCUCGGCAUCACGCAGCCCGUGCGCCAGCUCACGGCGACCGAGAACGCGACGGCGUGCCUGCUCGAGAGCCGCGACGUCGUCGUCCUGUACCACGAGGCGUACGUCAAGGUCGCGUUCCCGCUCGACCCGUUCCCGCGCCACAUGAUGGCCUUCCGCCCGACCGCGACCGACGCCAAGCCCUCGAUCAGCAAGCUCGCCGCCUGCGGCAACACGUUCGCCGCAUUGUCGAGCCUCGGCGACGUGUUCACGUUCCAGCUCGACUCGGGUACGGCGUCGGCCAUGCCCACCUCGUCGUCGACGUCGUCGUCGUCGACUGGAGCGGCGGCGGCAUUCGCGGGCACGAGCGGCGACGGUACGGCAUCGCCCGGGCGCGGCGCACGGUUCGCGCCCAAGCCGACGCGCAUCUGGACGCUCCGGCGCAGCUUCACGUCGGUCACAGACGUCGGCGUCGGCAUCGACGGCACCAUCAUCAUCUGCACCGUGUCGGGCCACGUCUUUAUCCGGUCGCGCAAGUUCGACAGCACGUCGGCCAAGUCGGGCCUGUCGCUCUCGCUCGGCCUCGACUCGUCGUCGUCGCCGUCGGGCUCGUCGUCGUCGGCCGCCGGUUCGGGCGAGCGCAAGGGCGGCUGGAAGUUCUCGCGCGUCCCGUACCUGCAGCGUGUCAUCAAGGUGGCGGCCAACUCGACCGGCGGGUUCGCCGCCUUGCGCGCCGACGUGCCCUUGCGGUUCAUCGACCUCGACGGCCCGUCGCUCGCCGUCGACCUCCUCGCGCUCCUGCCGCACUGGGAGCGCGUCGGCCCGCCGCCACCGCCUCCCGCUCGGCCGCAGCGGCCUCAGCAGGACGACGACGACGACGACGACGAUGACGACACGGACGCCGUCAUCGAGCGCGACAUUGCCGUCGCGACCAAGCUCAUGGAGGUCUUGCGCCGGUGGGACCUCACGUGGGAGACGAGCGAGAACGGCACCGACGCCGUCAUCAACGUCGGCGUGCGCUCGAUCCCGGUCCACAAGACGGUCCUCGCCGCGCGCAGCCCGGUCCUCGCCCGCCACUUUGCGACGCACCGCCAGCUCGAGCUCGAGUGCUCGGGCCUCGCGGCGCUCCUCGUCGUGCACUACCUGUACUCGGACGACUUUCCCGCCGUGUGGGACUCGCGCGUCGGACUGCCGCUCCGCAAGGCCCUGUCGCAGGCCGAGUCGAACCAGCUCGACGUCGGCGCCGUCAAGCUCGAGUUGCGCACCCUCGCCAAGGCGCUCGAGCUCGACGCCCUGUCGCAGGCCCUCGAGCGCCAGGUCAAGACGGUCCCGGCGCCGACGCUCGCGAGCUCGUUCACGGACCUCCUCGCCGCGAGCGUCUCGCCCAAGGUCGCCUCGACGCUCCCGGCCUCGCUCAAGCCCGACGUCGUCCUUCGACUCGCCGACCGCGAGGUGCGCGCCCACUCGGUCGUCCUGCGCGCCCGGUGCGCCUUCUUCGCCACGUUCUUCGCCGACCCGGACUGGCACCGCGCUCGGCGAUCGUCGUCGGGCGUCGUCACGUUCGACUUCUCGCACCUCGAGUGGGACGUCGUCAGCCUCGUCCUCGAGCACGUGUACCGCGACGCCGGCAUGAGCUUGUUCCAGGCCGUCGAGCGCGACUCGGCCGACGAGUACGUCGACUUUGCGGUCCGGGUCCUCGCCGCCGCCAACGAGCUCCUCCUCGACAAGCUCAAGCAGGUGUGCUCGGCCGUCUUGCGCAGCUUCGUGACGCUGCACAACGUGUGCUCGAUCCUGUGCGACGCCGCCUUUUACGAGGCGCACGACCUGAGCCGAGCGUGCAUGCACUUCCUCGCGUCGUCGAUGGAGACGGCCCUCGAGACGUACCUCCUCGACGACCUCCCGCACGACCUCCUCCGGGCCCUCACCGCCUUCGUCCGCGAGCGCCAGGGCGCCAAGAUGCCCGUGUCGCGGUCCAACCUCCUCUUCCAGGAGCUCCUCCCGCGUCACCAGGAGUUCUACGACUCGCUCGACGUCGGCCGACCGACCGGCGCCGCUAAGCGGUACCGCCCCGCCACCGUCCCUCCCUCUCCUCGCCCUUCCCCGUCCAUGCUCUCGCCCGGCACGUCGCCUCAGCUCGCGCCGACCAAGUCGCCGCGCAUGCGCCCGAGCGUCGGCCCGUCGGCGUCGCCCAACCUGAGCCCGUCGCUCCCCGCCGCGAGCUUUAUGCCGCUCGGCUCGCCUCCGCCGAUGCGCCUGCAGCCGUGGCAGGCCGCCGUCGUCGAGCCGGCAGCGCCGCUCGACCUGCGCAGCAUCAUGGCGAGCGAGUCGGCGGCGACGCCGCCUAGACGAGCGAGCGCGGGUCCGAGCGGGGCCAAGCCGCCGUCGUCGGCUCCGAGCGGCCUCACGACGUCCUCGCCCUCAUGGCGACCUGUCGUGCCGCAGCGCACGUCGUCGCUCGCGAGCAUCCAGGAGCAGCAGCAGGCGUUGCUCGCGCGCCGGCCGUCCGCUCAACCCGUCCCGUCGGCGUCGGGCUCGACCAGCGUCCGCAGCCCACCUCCCGCCGCGCCGCCGACGCCCUCGCGCUUGGCAUCGACUGCGCCAGUCGCAGCGUCGCCCGGCGUGCCGCUCGGCCCCGUCUUUACGCCGUCGCGGCUGCCGUCGGGCUCCAAGGCGUCGCCGAGCCCGCGCACGCCUUUUGGCGGCUCCGACACGCCGUGGCAGAACUACGACCGCAUGGCGCCCUCGCCGACGCCUCCUCCUGCACCUGUCGCCGUCGUCGCGUCGUCGCCGACCGACCCGUUCGCGCGCCCGACCGCGUCGUCGUUCGCGGCGAUCCAGAGUGAGCAGCGGGCUCAGGUCGCCGCCGUCAACGCGCACAAGGCCAAGCGGUCGCUCGCCGAGGUCAUGGCGCAGGAGCAGGCCGACGCGCUGCGGCGCGAGCAGGAGCUCAAGGAGGAGAAGGAGUUCCUGAGCUGGUUCGAGGAGGAGAGCAAGCGGGUCAAGCAGGAGCAGCUCGCGGCGGCCAAGGCCCUCCCGUUCACGCCCGGCGCGUCGGCCCCGUCCUCGGGCACGUCGACGCCGAAGCGCUCGGGCGGCGGCGGUGGCGCAGCAGGUGGGCGAGGCGGAGGAGGCGGGCGAGGGAAGGGCAAGGGUCGAGGAGGCGGAGCAGCCGGCGGGCACGGCGUUACCUCGCCGCCGCCGCCUCGUGUAUCUGUUUAGCAGGCAUGGUAUUGUCUUCUCUUCGAGCAUGUCGUUGUUCCUGGCCCUGGUCGGCGUAGACGUCGACUCGUUCUCUCCUCGAAUCGCAAUGGAGCGGUGUCGCGAUUCUCGGUCUCGC